Clonostachys byssicola is the source of this 1158-nucleotide messenger RNA. NCBI's taxonomy places the organism in Eukaryota, Fungi, Ascomycota, Sordariomycetes, Hypocreales, Bionectriaceae. The record is from the annotation of a GenBank genome assembly.
AUGGAUUCCAAGUCGCGCGAGCAGAUGGAGCGGAUUCUCAAUGGGCCUGCUCUCACGCCGCCGCCGGGCCAUACGCCACAAAUCGAUAACCCGCCGAAUAUGAACUACAUCACCCAUGCUGCAGUAGCGAUUUGUCUCGUGGCGUCUGCUGUCUCAAUGGCGUUGCGCCUGACAGCACGAUGGAAGCUGCUCCAUCUUGCUGAUUUUCAUAACCCCGGAACCUUUGUACACCAGUACGAUAUCCGUGUUCGAGACAUGGUCAACUUCACAUUACCAAAGCCGAUAUUCAUCAUGACUCACGUAUAUGUCUCUGCAGUAGCCUUGAUCAAAACUGCCAUCAUCCUGGAAUGGAUGCGGAUAUUCAGUACGGCCGCUCGGGAUUGGUACUUUUGGCUGAGCCAUUUCAUUAUAUGGACCAAUCUUAUCUGGGCCUGCGUGGCUCUCAUCCUCCUCAACGUCUCCAUGGCUCCUCACCAAGCUAUCUGGAACCCGGCUGUGCCUCCGACUGCCCAUCGGGCCAAUACAAGGCAGACCAAUCUGGUCACUGCCUCGCUCAACUUCGUCUACGACUUGCUGAUCCUCCUGUUGCCUCAGCAGAGGAUCUGGUCGCUCCACCUCAAGAGGUCCAAGAAGCUGGGAAUAUCCGUCGUCUUCGCCUUUGGUUUCUUGUAUGCCGAUCAACUACCUGCGCAACUUGGUGUUCCAGUGACUAACUCGCGCGCAUGUUUUAGUGCCAUUGCUGCCGCUGCUGCCCGUCUAGACGCGACAAUCACGGUCAAGGCAAACCCAGACUUCACCUAUAGCUACUCACGGUUAGGCCUCUGGACCUAUGCAGAGACGACGUGCGGGUACCUGGUGUUUUGCAUUCCCACCAUGCCAAAGGCCAUCGACAAGCUGCACCCGGGCCUCAUAUUCUCCUCCUUCAGGUCAUGGGGCAGUGCCUCGGCACGUUGGCUGCGUGCACCUCGUACCAGCAAGUCUUCUGGAUCUGGAACACGGCAACUGUCGCACCCCAGCAAAUACAACAAGUUUGACGAGGAUCAGUCGCCCAUCAUUGAGCUUGGCCAGCCACGUAGGAGUAGGGCUAGCGAUUCCAAGUCCCAAGAUGUUGACACCGAUGUGGAGAUGGGCAGAUUUCAUCACGGCCAGCGUCAUUGA